CCCGAGCCCCGAGCUGGUCUCCGACCCGACCCGCGACAGGCUGAGACCGCCGGGCCAUGGAGGAGGUGACAGUGGUUGCGGCUCUGGGCUUCCUGCUCCUGGCCGGGGCGGGGGGCUCGGCCGGGGACGAGGCCCGGGAGGCGGCGGCCGUGCAGGCCCUCCUGGCUCGGCUGCUGGGGCCCCGGCCGGCGGCUGACUUCUCGGUGUCGGUGGAGCGCUCCCUGGCGGCCGAGUCCGGCCUGGACACCUACCGCCUGAGCGGCGGCGGCGCCGGGGCGCGUGUGCGAGUGGCCGGCUCCACCGGCGUGGCCGCCGCGGCGGGGCUGCACCGCUACCUGCGCGACUUCUGCGGCUGCCACGUGGCCUGGUCCGGCUCCCAGCUGCGCCUACCGCGGCCGCUGCCUGCCGUGCCGGAGGAGCUGACCGAGGCCACGCCCAACAGGUACCGCUAUUACCAGAACGUGUGCACACAAAGCUACUCCUUCGUGUGGUGGGACUGGGCCCGCUGGGAGCGGGAGAUCGACUGGAUGGCGCUGAACGGCAUCAACCUGGCGCUGGCUUGGAGCGGCCAAGAGGCCAUCUGGCAGCGGGUGUACCUGGCUUUGGGCCUGACUCAGUCAGAGAUCGACGAGUACUUCACUGGUCCCGCCUUCCUGGCCUGGGGUCGCAUGGGCAACCUGCACAGCUGGGGUGGGCCCCUGCCCCGCUCCUGGCACCUCAAGCAGCUUUACCUACAGCAUCGAAUCCUGGACCGGAUGCGCUCAUUCGGCAUGAUCCCGGUGCUGCCUGCAUUCGCAGGGCACGUCCCCAAGGCUGUCACCAGGGUGUUCCCUCAGGUCAAUGUCACCCAGAUGGGCAGCUGGGGACACUUCAACUGCUCCUACUCCUGCUCCUUCCUCCUGGCUCCAGGGGACCCAAUGUUCCCCAUCAUUGGGAGCCUCUUCCUGCGGGAGCUGACCACAGAGUUUGGCACGGACCACAUCUACGGGGCUGACACUUUCAACGAGAUGCAGCCCCCCUCCUCAGAGCCCUCCUACCUCGCCGCGGCCACUGCUGCUGUCUAUGAGGCCAUGAUCACAGUGGACCCUGACGCUGUGUGGCUGCUCCAAGGCUGGCUCUUCCAGCACCAGCCCCAGUUCUGGGGGCCUGCCCAGGUCGGGGCUGUGCUGGGGGCUGUUCCUCGUGGCCACCUCCUGGUUCUCGACCUGUUUGCUGAGACCCAGCCUGUGUACAUCCGCACAGCCUCCUUCCAGGGCCAGCCCUUCAUCUGGUGCAUGCUGCAUAACUUCGGGGGCAACCAUGGCCUGUUCGGGACCCUGGAGACUGUGAACCAAGGCCCUGCAGCCGCUCGCCUCUUCCCCAACUCCACCAUGGUGGGCACAGGCAUGGCCCCUGAGGGCAUUGGCCAGAACGAAGUGGUUUAUGCCCUGAUGGCUGAGCUGGGCUGGCGGAAGGACCCAGUACCAGAUUUGGGGGCCUGGGUGGCCAGCUUUGCUGCCCGGCGGUAUGGGGGCAUCCACCAGGAUGCAGAGACAGCAUGGAGGCUCCUGCUCAGGAGUGUCUACAACUGCUCCGGCGAGUCCUGCAGUGGGCACAAUCGCAGCCCGCUGGUCAAGCGGCCAUCUCUACAGAUGAAUACCACUGUCUGGUACAACCGAUCAGAUGUAUUUGAGGCCUGGCGGCUGCUGCUAGCAACUACUCCAGCCCUGGCUGCCAGCCCGGCCUUCCGCUAUGAUCUGCUGGACGUGACUCGCCAGGCAGCCCAGGAGCUGGUCAGCUUUUACUACGGAGAGGUGAGGACCGCCUACCUCAACAAGGAGCUGGUUCACUUGUUGAGGGCUGGAGGUGUCCUGGCCUACGAGCUUCUGCCAGCACUAGACGAGGUGCUGGCUAGUGACAGCCGCUUCCUGCUGGGCAGCUGGCUGGAGCAGGCCAGGGUGGCAGCGGUCAGUGAGGCCGAGGCCCAUUUCUUUGAGCAGAACAGCCGCUACCAGCUGACCCUUUGGGGACCAGUGGGUAACAUCCUAGACUAUGCCAACAAGCAGCUGGCAGGACUGGUGUCUGACUACUAUACCCCCCGCUGGCAGCUCUUUGUGGGGGCGUUGGUUGAGAGCCUGGUCCAGGAUGUCCCCUUCCAACAGCGUCAGUUUGACGAGAAUGUCUUCCAGCUGGAGCAGGCCUUCGUCCUUAACACGCGGAGGUAUCCCACCCAACCAAAAGGUGACACUGUGGACUUGGCUAAGAGGCUGUUUCUCAAAUAUUACCCCCGGUGGGUGGCUGGCUCCUUGUGACAGGUUAACCACACUUGGGUCAUGUCCUCCCCAAACUCCAGGCCAGAGCAGGUUCCUGGGGCCUGGAGCUGGACAAGCGUCACCAGAGGUUCCCAGGCCUAAGAGAAGGAGCCCAAGGCCUGCUGGUAGGGUCAGGUAUGGGGGAGUCUAAAGGGAGGUGAGCCACCUUCCACCAUCAUUCUAAAUUUGGGGUCAAAGUACAGUUUUCUAUGAAAUCAAUAAACUGAUGAAUCAGC
Molecule: messenger RNA, 2527 nt
Organism: Loxodonta africana (African savanna elephant)
Lineage: Eukaryota; Metazoa; Chordata; Mammalia; Proboscidea; Elephantidae
Gene: NAGLU
Product: N-acetyl-alpha-glucosaminidase
Exons: 6
Coding region: 57-2291 (744 amino acids)
Source: RefSeq, a predicted model, not a curated record